Molecule: messenger RNA, 1230 nt
Organism: Diversispora eburnea
Lineage: Eukaryota; Fungi; Glomeromycota; Glomeromycetes; Diversisporales; Diversisporaceae
Source: the annotation of a GenBank genome assembly
AUGCCGUUGGAUAGAUAUAACCGCCACUUAUCCCAUUCCGUUUCGCCUUAUUACCGUCGCCAAUCUUCUGUUCCUUCUGGUGCUUCCGCUCAUACUUUAUCUUCUGCUUCCGUUUCUAAUACUUCUUUUGUUCCUCCUUGUGCUGCUUAUCCCGUUUAUACUUUAUCUUCUGCUGCCGCUUCUAAUACUGCUUCUUUUGUUCCUUCUAUUAAUACUAAUUAUUGUUGUUCUUAUUAUUGCGACCCUUCUUAUUCUUAUGCUAUUCCCGAUUUUGUUAACUCUCCUUAUUUUACUCCUUCUACUUAUGUUUCUCCUGCUUCUUCUAUUGCUUUGCCUAGUUCUUCUUCAAUUACUUCUAUUUCGCCUACUUAUUUUUCACCUGCUUCUUCUACUGCUUUAUUAACUGCUGCUUCUUCCACUACUACUACUUCUACUAAUACUUCUUCUGCUGUUCCUGUUGCCACUAACUUUGCUAAUUCUGUUAAUUCUUCUUCAACUACUACUACCACUACUAACUCUACUAUUCCUUCUACAUUUUUUGCUACUAAUAAUUUAAAUACUUCUUCUUCCACACAAGCUAGCCCCAUGAGUUCCAGAGAAAGUAGUGUGGCUCUUGGUGACAGAGUGUCACACUAUGACUCCACCUCUGCCAUAUCAAGACAUGAUGCUUUGAAAUCUGUCUUGACCUCUCCUGAUAUUGAGCUCUAUCCUCCUCAGGUUGUCAAUAGAGCACAAUUAUCUGUAAUUAGACACCGACGAAAAAUAAAUAACAGAUAUACUCCUUACAUUAGUUCAGGCUUGAAUGAAAGGAGUAUGCAAGAUCAUUUGGAAAUGGCAGAGGAUGUAUGUAAACAUUACAUCCCUAAACCUGCAGUGAGUCUUCAUCUCUGGAACCGGCCUUCAAGAGCAGACCGGGUUGCUCUUCGAAAGAAGAAUACUGGAAUCAAAUUUAGGGAUGGGUUUAUUAAGCAUGCACGAUACCCUGCAUCUUAUAAACCCUGUUAUAAUAACCUAUACGAACAAUAUGCAAUUGAACGAUUAGGAAGAGAUGACCAAAGAUAUGAAAAAGUAUGCUUAUUUAAUUCACUCAUUCCUCUUAAUACAUCAUCAUUAAAUACUCCACCUUUGGUGGAUAAUCCUAUUAAAGUGGUAGGUUUCACGUUGUCGAUUACUUCUAAUAAUGAUUUAUAUUGUUUGCCAUCAUUUCCAGAUUUGGCAAAGUAUACUUAA